AUGCAAAACUCCAAGAAAGGAUUACUUCCUUUUAGACAUGGAGUUCCUCUGUCUAAUGACCAAAGGCCUAAGACUCAAGAGGAAGUUGAUAUGAUGAGACAAGUUCCUUAUGCUUCUGUAGUGGGAAGUCUCAUGUAUGCCAUGCUUUGUACUAGACCAGAUAUCUGUUAUUCAAUUGGCAUGGUCAGCCGAUAUCAAUCAAAUCUAGGACCAAAACAUUGGCAAGCUGUAAAGCAUAUUCUCAAGUAUCUUCGAAGAACGAGAGAUUAUAUGCUUGUUUACCAUUGUGAGGAUUUGAUUCCCAUUGGCUAUACAGAUUUAGAUUUUCAAUCGAAUAUAGAUUUUAGAAAGUCCACAUCAAGAUGUGUUUUCACCUUGGGAGGUGGAGCCAUUAGUUGGAGGAGUAUUAAGCAAUCUUGUAUUGUAGACUCCACUAUGGAGGCAGAAUAUGUUGCUGCUUGUGAAGUAACAAAAGAAGCUGUCUGGCUUAAGAAAUUCCAUUCUGACCUUGGUGUAAUGAGAAUGAAGCAAGUUCCAAUCACAUUGUUUUGUGACAAUAGUGGAGCAGUUGCACAAUCUAAAGAUCCAAGGAAUCACAAGAAAGGAAAGAACAUUGAGAGGAAGUACCAUAUCAUUCGAGAUAUUGUUGCUCGUGGAAAUGUGGUGGUAGCAAAGAUUGAAAGUGCAAAUAAUCUAGCAGAUCCAUUUACUAAAGCGUUUCCCCAAAGGACUUUCGAGUUACAUUUGGAGGGAAUGAGAGUUAGAUUAGUGCACAAUAGUCUUUAG
Messenger RNA from Quercus robur (English oak), 786 nucleotides. RefSeq names its product secreted RxLR effector protein 161-like. The record is from RefSeq and is a predicted model, not a curated record. The transcript has a single exon. The coding region runs from base 1 to 786 and encodes 261 amino acids. Lineage: Eukaryota; Viridiplantae; Streptophyta; Magnoliopsida; Fagales; Fagaceae.